Messenger RNA from Panicum virgatum (switchgrass), 795 nucleotides. Its product is annotated as disease resistance protein RGA2-like. Lineage: Eukaryota; Viridiplantae; Streptophyta; Magnoliopsida; Poales; Poaceae. The transcript has a single exon. The coding region runs from base 1 to 795 and encodes 264 amino acids. The record is from RefSeq and is a predicted model, not a curated record. Gene Ontology annotation, biological process: defense response to other organism. Gene Ontology annotation, molecular function: ADP binding.
AUGAUGCGUAUCACCAUGUCAAAUAAGAUGAGAAGUAUCAGGCUGCAGUUAGAUAGGAUUGCUGAUGAUGUCAAAAAAUUUAAUUUCCUCCUACCUCCGGUGUCGUCAAUAGAGCAAGCUAAUAAUGAAAGGGGGAGAGAAACGUACAUUGGUGCUAGAGAUGAUGUUCAGAUGGUGGGAAGAGAAAAAGAGAAGAAGCAUAUCCUCAAGCUAUUCCAAAACAAUGGAGAUCGAGAAAGCUCUAUCAUUGCUAUUGUUGGCCUUGGUGGAAUGGGUAAAACAACUAUUGCAAAAUUUGUUUACACUCUCAAGGAAAGCAAUGAGUUUCACUUUGAUCUAAAAGCAUGGGUCUAUGUCUCAAUGGACUUCAAACUAGAGAAAGUUAUUGCUGAUAUUAUCUCUGAGCUAGAUGGUCGCAUUAUUCCAGUAAAAGAUGUUACUCUGCAGCAUCUAAAAUCUCAGCUUGAAAACAUACUCUAUGGCAAGGUCUAUCUUAUUGUGUUAGAUGAUUUAUGGGAGGAAAGUAAACAUACCAUGAAGGAGCUGGUGGACAUGUUACAAUCUGGAAAGAAAGGCAGCAAAAUAGUAGUAACCACUCGUAGUGAAAAUGUUGCUAGUACACUCUUUGACGUGGGGUCUUCACAUUUUCAUCUGGUUGAACAAAUUAAACUAGAGGGUUUAUCAGAUGACGAAUGCUGGUCUAUCAUGAAGCCUCAUAAUUUAGGAGAUGAUCAAAUUAUUGACUUUGUGGACAUUGGUAAAAAAUUGCAAAACUAUGCAAUGGAGUACCUCUAG